CCGACUUUGUGUGGUUCUCACGACUUUUCGUCUCCUCUAUAUAAACCCUUUCAUCAUUCUCUCUUUUCUUCCAAACCUCUCUGUUCCUCCCCAUCCAAAUUUACCGCGUCUUCGAAUCCAGAUUUGAUUUUUAUUUUUAUUUUCAAGAAAAAAAAAAUCAAUUUUGUUGGUUACUUGAUCAUCUACAUCCAACAGUCCAGUUUCAUGUCUGAACUCGAAACCCAGGUCCCAUCUACUUUUGAUCCCUUUGCUGACGCCAAUGCUGAGGACUCGGGUGCCGGGACAAAAGAAUACGUGCACGUGCGUGUACAGCAGCGUAACGGGAGGAAAAGCCUGACUACUGUGCAAGGAUUGAAGAAGGAAUACAGCUACAACAAGAUACUUAAGGACCUCAAGAAGGAGUUCUGCUGUAAUGGUACUGUUGUCCAGGAUCCUGAGUUAGGCCAGGUUAUACAACUUCAGGGGGACCAAAGAAAGAAUGUUUCCUCCUUCCUUGUGCAGGCUGGCAUUGUUAAGAAGGAGAAUAUUAAGCUUCACGGUUUCUGAAUAGCACCAGUACCCGCUACCCUAUGUAGUUUACACCACCUCAGUGUGCGAUGAAUUGCUAGCAAUAUAUGAUCUGAAAUUAAAUGUUGCUACAAUCUGUUCCUUUAUAUUUACCUUAUAAAGGUCUGGUACAAGACUUUUGUUUUUCUUCUA
Molecule: messenger RNA, 699 nt
Organism: Rosa rugosa (rugosa rose)
Lineage: Eukaryota; Viridiplantae; Streptophyta; Magnoliopsida; Rosales; Rosaceae
Product: protein translation factor SUI1 homolog 2
Exons: 5
Coding region: 205-546 (113 amino acids)
Biological process (GO): translational initiation
Molecular function (GO): translation initiation factor activity; RNA binding
Source: RefSeq, a predicted model, not a curated record